AUGAUGAUAAUAAUUGAGACUGCAAUAAUAAGUCAAAGUCUAAAAUGUCUGAUGAGUUAGCAAACUGCAAUAAAUUAGGGUAUCACCUAAACUGAAACCCCACAUGUCAAGGGCAAAACAAGAAAAAUCAAUAAUCAAUAGUAUUACCCAAAGAAGAGGUCCCUUAAUAUAAACAUAACCUCUAAACCACAUGGUCAUGCUCUCAACAUUGGUAUGCAAUUGCAACAUCCAUCAUCAUCCAUGUGGGGACUUUGAUCACAUGGUGAGCAAGGUCUCGGUGUCUCUCUCCUCGUGAUCCAACGGCUCUAAAAUCUAAUCAAGGAUCCAUAUCGCCCGUUGAUUCGAAACUGGGUCCACAGUCUUCUAGACUAAUUGGAUUGUUCUUUGUCCCUCCACUGUCUCCUCACCACAAUGCAAUAUCCCAACACCCAUUAGCUGUUUUAUAUUGUGCCCAUAAACAAAGGUAAACACAAAAGAAGACCCUUAACCAUAAACUAAACCCCACAGGACUAAAGAUCAUAUAACACUGCUUGUGCUUUGGGUUUGGGUCAUCCAUCUAAGGGUCUUCCCCACCGACCCUUGUGAUCAGACGGUCCACACGAGGCGCGUGGCCCCGGAUUAGCUUUUCUAGUGUGGAUGGCUAAAUAAAUAAUUCCCCUUAGAAAGCAGAAUAAAUUCCGACUUAGAUGUGUGUUUUAUUCUGUCUCCCUUGCCUAAUCAAUCUCUUUUAUAUAAUAGUAUUCCUCCUCUUCCUAUCUCCUCAUCACAACUCAGCACAUAUUUCAUUCUCUCAAGCUUUGAAAUAGCCUAAAGGAGUUUUCUUCUCUGAUCAUUAGCAACUGUCAUAUUCAUAUUGAUCAAACAGUUCAUCAACCAACAAACCAAACUCGGAGUCUUUCGUUUCUCUAACAAGGAUUGAUCUGAUUUUAGUUCUAAGAAUAUCAUCGAUCAAGAAACAAUGGCAAGGUCUGAGACAUACGAAAAUGACCUCCAUCUCGAAGCAACUGAGCUCAGGUUAGGAUUACCAGGGAGCAAAGAGCCUGAAAAUCAAUCUAACUCUAAUAAUGUGGCUAGAAGUAUCAAGAGAUCAUCACCUGAUCAACUUCCUGCGGAUUCCUCUUCAACAAACAAUUCUAGUGUUUCUGAUGCUAGAAAUGAAGAUUGCCCCCCUCCUUCCAAGGCACAAAUUGUUGGAUGGCCACCAAUCCGUUCAUACAGAAAGAACACCCUUCAGACCAAGAAAAGCGAGUCUGAUGCAUCCGGGAUGUUUGUGAAAGUAAGCAUGGACGGAGCUCCAUACCUGAGGAAGAUUGACCUGAAGAUGUACCAGAGUUAUCCAGAGCUGUUAAAGGCUAUGGAAAGUAUGUUCAAGAUCUGUAUCGGACAAUAUUCUGAAAGAGACGGAUAUAAUGGAUCUGAUGUAGCACCCACCUACGAAGACAAGGACGGUGACUGGAUGCUGGUUGGAGAUGUACCAUGGGAGAUGUUCAUCACCUCCUGCAAAAGGCUUCGGAUCAUGAAGUCUUCAGAAGCGAAGGGACUUGGAUGUCUAUAAAAAAAAACAAAUACAUGAGCAGAUUAUCAAUCUUUAAAACUCACAACAUAUAGAAUCAGCAGAUUAUCAAACAAACAAAAAAAAAGCUUCUGCUCGAGGUUUUUUUUUUUUUACUUUGUGUCUUUCUGAAAGAGAGGCUUAGGAACACAUACAGGGAAUUGUCAGAUCAGAUUUUUCUUCUUUUUUUUUUCUUCCCUUUUUUUUUUCAUUUUGUUUUCUAUUUUGGUUUCUUGUGACCUUCUUGGAUGGUUUUGAGUUUCAUUCUGGUUUUGCAGCAACAAACUGAUAACAAAAGUCAAAACCUGUACUGUUUUUUAUACUUUGGAUAUAUAUGUAUUUGCCUAAGAUUCAAUUGUACAAAUGCAAGAAAUAUAGAUAUGACAGAAAAAAGCCAAAAGUAACAAUGACAUUGUUGACAUGAUAUAUACUCUUUA
Molecule: messenger RNA, 1989 nt
Organism: Chenopodium quinoa (quinoa)
Lineage: Eukaryota; Viridiplantae; Streptophyta; Magnoliopsida; Caryophyllales; Amaranthaceae
Product: auxin-induced protein 22D-like
Exons: 2
Coding region: 959-1555 (198 amino acids)
Biological process (GO): regulation of DNA-templated transcription
Cellular component (GO): nucleus
Molecular function (GO): protein binding
Source: RefSeq, a predicted model, not a curated record